This is a messenger RNA of Phanerochaete carnosa HHB-10118-sp, 3424 nucleotides long. RefSeq lists its product as uncharacterized. Gene Ontology annotation, biological process: proton transmembrane transport; NADPH regeneration. The record is from RefSeq and is a predicted model, not a curated record. Bases 36 to 3251 code for a protein of 1071 amino acids. NCBI's taxonomy places the organism in Eukaryota, Fungi, Basidiomycota, Agaricomycetes, Polyporales, Phanerochaetaceae. The transcript is spliced from 19 exons. Gene Ontology annotation, molecular function: NAD binding; NADP binding. Gene Ontology annotation, cellular component: mitochondrial inner membrane.
AUCGACCAUCUACCCUCACGUCGGGGCGUGCAGCGAUGCUCGACCUCACCCUCGCACGCUCGUGCCCGCCAGGGCUUCUGAGUGUGCUGCACAGACUGCCUGCGAGGAGAUAUGCGAAGCAUGUGUCGCUCGCAACUCGCAGUCUACACACCUCCGCGUCCCGAUGGAACGAACAGAGCAACGGCGCUCCUGCUAAACCAGGGCCAAUCGGCAUACCCUACUCAUCCUUGACGGUCGGAGUACCCCUAGAGAUAUACCCCAAUGAACACCGCGUCGCACUCACACCGCAGAACACGGCCUUGCUCCUCAAGAAGGGUUUUGCGAGAGUGCUCGUAGAGAAGACGGCCGGCGCGCAGGCGCAAUUCCUAGACGAGCAAUAUAAGGCCGCGGGCGCGAUCCUGGUCGACAGAGAUGAGCUCUUUGGCUCGACGGAUAUCAUGCUCAAGGUCCGGCCCCCGGUCUUUGGCCAGGAGGCGGAGAAAGUCAAGGAGGGUUCGACGGUCAUCUCAUUCCUCUACGCGAACCAGAACAAAGAGAUCGUGGAGGCGCUGCAAGCUAGGAAGACGAACGCCUUUGCGAUGGAGAUGAUUCCUCGGAUAUCGCGUGCGCAGGUCUUCGACGCCCUCAGUUCAAUGGCCAAUAUUGCGGGAUACAAGGCUGUGCUCGAGGCGGCCAAUCACUUUGGACGUUUCCUUACCGGUCAGGUCACGGCAGCAGGCAAAAUCCCCCCGUGCAAAGUCAUGGUCAUCGGUGCUGGUGUCGCUGGUCUCAGUGCAAUCGCAACUGCUCGUCGCAUGGGUGCCAUUGUCCGCGGGUUCGAUACUCGUUCAGCUGCACGCGAACAGGUCCAGUCACUCGGUGCAGAGUUUCUCGAGGUUACCAUCAAGGAGUCCGGUGACGGUGCCGGCGGAUACGCCAAGGAGAUGUCCCCGGAGUUCAUCGAGGCUGAAAUGGCUCUGUUCAUGGAACAGGCUAAGGAUGUCGACAUCAUCGUCACUACGGCACUCAUUCCUGGUAAACCGGCCCCCAAGCUCAUCACUGAAGAAAUGGUUUCUGCCAUGAAGCAAGGCUCGGUCAUUGUUGACUUGGCUGCAGAGACAGGCGGCAACUGUGCUGUCACGAAACCAGGCGAAGCAUCUGUCUACAAGGGCGUUACGAUCAUUGGCUACACCGAUCUCCCGUCCCGUCUACCAACUCAGUCUUCGACGCUAUACUCGAAUAACAUCACCAAAUUCUUGCUCUCUAUCAGCCCAGGUGACGGCCGCUUCGCGAUCAACCUCGACGACGAGGUCGUCCGGGGCUCCAUCGUUCUGCACGACGGUGUGCGCCUGCCGCCCGCUCCGCGCCCGGUGCCCCCGCCCGUUGUCGCGCCGCCGACGCAGCCGAAGGAGGCCGAAGUCACCGCGAUCACGCCCUGGGAGAAGGCUAAGCGCGAGGUCGCGCUCAUUACCGUGGGCAUGGGCUCCACCGUCGCGCUCGGGAAACUCGCGGGCACCGCGUUCAUGUCCAACUUCUUCACCUUCGGCCUUGCUGGCCUCAUUGGCUACCGCGUCGUGUGGGGCGUCGCGCCUGCGCUGCACUCGCCGCUCAUGUCCGUGACGAACGCGAUUUCUGGUAUGGUCGGCAUUGGUGGUCUGUACGUUAUGGGCGGAGGCUACAUGCCGGAGACUAUUCCCCAGGUGCUUGGUGCGGCUUCUGUGCUUCUUGCGAGUGUGAACGUCGCGGGAGGUUUCGUCAUCACUAAGCGGAUGCUGGACAUGUUCAAGCGUGCUACUGACCCACCAGAGUACAGCUGGUUGUACACGAUCCCUGCUGUCGUUUUUACUGGUGGUUUCCUUACCGCUGCCAGCACCGGCAUGGCCGGCCUCGUCCAGGCUGGCUAUCUGACCAGCAGCGUCCUCUGUAUUGCCUCGCUCUCUGGUUUGGCCUCCCAAGCAACCGCUCGCCAAGGUAACAUCCUAGGCAUUCUCGGCGUCAUCUCUGGUAUACUUGCGUCCCUCGCCGCCGUCGGCUUUGAACCCGAGGUCCUUAUCCAGUUCGCCGCCGUCGCAGCGAUGGGUGGAGGCAUCGGUACUCUCAUUGGUCGUCGUAUCACAGCAAUUGAGCUCCCGCAAAUGGUCGCAGCACUUCACUCUGUGGUCGGUCUCGCUGCAGUGCUCACGAGUAUCGCGAGUGUCAUGGCAGAUGCCGGCCACGCUGAUACGCUGCACCUCGUCACUGCCUAUCUUGGUGUCCUCAUUGGUGGCGUGACCUUCACCGGCUCCAUUGUUGCCUUCUUCAAGCUCGCAGGCAAGAUGUCGUCGCGGCCACUGGCGCUGCCCGGACGGCACAUCAUCAACAGCUCACUCCUCGGCGCGAACCUGCUUACUAUGGGCGCGUUUAUCAAAUUUGCGCCUGCUGUGCCUCUCGUGGCUGCCGCCUACCUCGGUGCGAACGCCGCGCUCAGCUUCAUCAAGGGAUUUACAACAACUGCUGCGAUCGGAGGCGCUGAUAUGCCGGUGGUUAUUACGGUGCUGAACGCGUACUCCGGCUUUGCGCUUGUUGCGGAGGGAUUCAUGCUGGACAACCCUCUCUUGACAACGAUCGGUGCUCUCAUCGGCGUCAGCGGUUCUAUUCUGUCCUAUAUUAUGUGCGUCGCAAUGAACCGCACGCUGACGAACGUGCUUUUUGGUGGCAUCGGCUCGAACGUCGUGCAGAGUGACUACAAGAUCGAGGGCAGCAUCACGAAGACAUCCGUGGACGAGACCGUCGACGCGCUGAGCAACGCUGACAAUGUGAUUCUCGUCGUCGGGUACGGCAUGGCCGUUGCGAAGGCACAGCACGCUAUCGCGGAGAUUGUGAGCGUCCUGCGCGCGCGUGGCGCAAAUGUGCGCUUCGCGAUUCACCCCGUCGCGGGACGCAUGCCCGGGCAAUGCAAUGUGCUCCUCGCAGAGGCCUCAGUACCAUACGACAUUGUGCUUGAGAUGGACGAGAUCAACGACGACUUCCAGGAAACAGACGUCACGCUCGUCAUUGGCGCCAACGACACCGUGAACCCGAUCUCGCUCGAGCCGGGCUCUGCUAUCGCUGGCAUGCCGGUUUUGCACGCAUGGAAGAGCAAGCAGGUUAUCGUCAUGAAGCGCGGCAUGUCCAGUGGUUACGCGGAUGUACCGAACCCAAUGUUCUACAUGCCGGGAACGAAAAUGCUGUUUGGUGACGCGAAGGACACUUGCGAAGCUAUCAAGCAAAAUCUCGAAGCGCGAGGGAACUAAUUCCCGCAGGAGUGUUCAACGAGGCACCUCUGACUCUAGAAGGGCUCAACGCUCUCUUGGAUGGGGUGCCCUCCGUGUGUAAAAUUACUUGUGCUGUGGACAUUUGUUGCUGUUGUGUGUUGUACAUUGCUGCAAUCUACCAGACCAUUGAAUAUAUCUGGGUUUUACACCGC